Messenger RNA from Prorocentrum cordatum, 582 nucleotides. NCBI's taxonomy places the organism in Eukaryota, Dinophyceae, Prorocentrales, Prorocentraceae. The record is from the annotation of a GenBank genome assembly.
AUGAGAGCCCGGAGGCCGCAGAACGGCCACAGGGCGCGGAGGAAGAAGCCGCGCGCCAGUAGCCGCGGCCCGCCCACGCGGCCCGCGGCACGCUGCGCGCUUCCAUGCCUCGGACCAGGCACGCGGGAGGGAACGGAGGAGGAGGAGGAGGAGGAGGAGGAGGAGGAGGAGGAGGAGGAGAGGGGAGGGAGUCUCUGCAGGCGCCGUUCAGAUUGUCUGUCGUGUGCUCUACGAGCUGUCCGAACUCUCCAAACCUGUGCGGCCACUUGGGCGCGCAUUGUCGACCAGGCAAGCGAAAUCCGCGCAGAUGCCUUGCAGGCGGGAAGGAGCGAGAACGGCCCUCCAACUCCAUGGCGCGCUCCCCCUUCCCUCGAACUCCACGCUGAUGCUACCAGGAUCUAUGCCGUCACAAGAUAUGCCGCUUGUCGUGUCGUUAAUGCGGUCCACAAUUUGGUAAAUGCGCCCCCCAAGGCACCAGGCACAGUACCUAUCGGCGCCAAAGGUUGGAGACGAGGCGAUACUCUCUGUCUACCACCGCAGGGUGGCUGCUGGUCGAUGCGCGUGAUGACGCUGCCAUGUUAG